This is a messenger RNA of Oryza brachyantha (malo sina), 867 nucleotides long. Its product is annotated as xyloglucan endotransglucosylase/hydrolase protein 22-like. NCBI's taxonomy places the organism in Eukaryota, Viridiplantae, Streptophyta, Magnoliopsida, Poales, Poaceae. Bases 1 to 867 code for a protein of 288 amino acids. The record is from RefSeq and is a predicted model, not a curated record. Gene Ontology annotation, cellular component: cell wall; apoplast. Gene Ontology annotation, molecular function: xyloglucan:xyloglucosyl transferase activity; hydrolase activity, hydrolyzing O-glycosyl compounds. Gene Ontology annotation, biological process: cell wall biogenesis; xyloglucan metabolic process. The transcript has 3 exons.
AUGGGGCAGGCUAGGCCUCAGCUCCUAGCUUCCAUGGCAGCUUUGUAUUUCAUCCUAGCCACCUCCCCAGUAAUCAGUGACAUGACAGACAGCCUUGACAUGCUGUGGGGAAAUACACAGGUGCUCUACGACAGCACUGGCCACCAAAUUGUAUCACUGUCCCUCGACCACUGGACCACUUCUGCGUUCCGUUCGAAGACAAAGUAUCUCUUUGCGAGGAUUGACAUGGACAUCAAGCUCGUUGCCAAGGACUCAGCUGGCACUGUCACCACAUUAUAUAUGAUAACAGAGGGGCUGUGGGACAUCCAUGAUGAGAUUGAUCUUGAGUUCUUGGGAAACACUACUGGUGAACCCUACACCUUGCACACUAACAUCUACGCCAGAGGGACAGGUGGCAGAGAAAAGCAGUACCAGCUUUGGUUUGAUCCUACAGAAGACUUCCAUACAUAUACCAUCAUCUGGAACCCACAGAUGAUCUUAAUACUUGUUGAUGGCAGACCAAUUCGGCAGAUGAAGAACCAGCUAAGGAAUGAUAUUCCCUUCCCACUAUAUCAACCAAUGAGGCUGUACGCCAGCAUCUGGAAUGCUGAUGACUGGGCGACACAGGGUGGGAGUAUCAAAACCGACUGGUCCCAAGCACCAUUUACCGCAUUCUUCCGGAACUACCAAGCCAACGCCUGCGUCCCACACAAAACUGCUUGGAUUUGCAGUCAAGGGUCUAGUGACAACAGUUGGUUUACCCAGGAUUUGGAUGAGGAAGGGAAGCAGAAACUGAAAGAUGUGGAUGAUAAGUACAAGAUCUAUGACUACUGCACUGAUUCAAGGAGGUAUCCUAAUGGGUAUCCCCCAGAAUGUGGGUCCCAGUAG